CCCCCCUCUCUCUCUCUGUUCUGUUGGCUUCAAUUCACGUGGAGCAUGAUUGGCCAUAUGGUUAGCUCUCGCUAGAAGACGGGUGCUACAGUAUAAGAAAGAAGAAAACACUGUUAAAUAUAUUUCUAUUAAAGUAGGAAGCCAGGAGAGCCAAUUGACUGAUACAUCAAUCGUAGUCCGCUAUGACGGAACAGUACCUAAAAUCUAUCAAGGUUGGAUUUAUCGGAGGAGGGAACAUGGCUAGUGCCAUAGGCGCUGGUUUAAUUCGCAAAGGUGUAUUAAAGCCAGAUAAUGUCUGGGUUUCCGGUCGUACUGAUAGAACUCAUGGAUUUUGGAGGGAUUUAGGGGUUCACCCGACGUUGGAGAACAACGAGGUCGUGUGCAACUGCGACAUUGUGUUUCUGACAGUGAAGCCGCAUAUGUUGGACGACGCACUUGCGACCGUUGGGAGAAGAGCGGAUGAAAAGUUCGAGAGCAAGCUCUUUGUUUCGGUACUCGCCGGAGUAUCUCUCGAUGUCUUGUAUUUUAAACUCUUAGCAAUCGUGACCUCACCAAGGAUAAUUAGAUCUAUGCCAAACACACCCAUGAUGGUUGGGGAAGGAAUCACGGUUUAUUGCGGCAGGAACGCCAAGCCGAACGAUCUAGAGCUGGUGGAUAGGUUGUUCUCUUACAUUGGUAUGAGUCACAAGGUUCCAGAAAGUCUAAUGAACUGCAUUGGUGGCCUAUCAGGUUGCGGCCCAGCGUUCGCGUAUCUUGUCAUAGAGGGAUUAGCAGAUGGAGCUGUGAAAAUGGGCGUGCCAAGGCCAAUGGCAACGAAAUUUGCAGCACAAGUGCUGGUAGGGGCUGGGAAAAUGGUGCUUGAAACUGGACAACACCCUGGUCAGUUGAAGGAUGAAGUCUGCUCACCUGGAGGCACCACUAUUAACGGCAUUCAUGUUAUGGAAGUGGGAGGAGUCAGGGGAUCUAUGAUGAAUGCUGUCGAGGCUGCUGUGAAUAAAACAAAUGAACUAACUUCUCGCAUAAAAUAGCUUUUUUAGCCAAAAGAGAUUUUGAAAUAUGUAACAAGUAAUACUCUAAGAAACGUUUGAUAUUAUCUUUCUGCUUAUUUAAGUUCCAUUUUAUAUUCAUGUAAUAUUUGAAGAAGAGAGAUUAUAUUUGUAUCGAGUAACAUAUGUAGAAUAAUUAUGUAAUUUGUGAUAAAUUCACGGGUGUGUUCCCAUUCCCUCUCGGUACUACUGGCAGUACUCCCAAUAGUCUCGAGCGUUCAAUAUCAAAGAAAAGGUGUGGAUGGUUGCAUUUAGAAAAGAAACUGCUGUUAUCACGAAGGCUACUGAGGUUUCAUUUGGGAAUGAUUUUCUCAGAAGCUGAGUUCAAUAAUAGCGUCCACAGUAGUACUGAGAAGAAAUGGAAACACACCCCAUGUCAUUUUCGAAAUUGCAUUUUUCUCGAGAACAAACUUUAUCUUCGCGAACUUCUCUAUCAUUUGUUACAAAAAGUAUAUACAAUAAAUAUACACACAUAUACUGUA
Messenger RNA from Vollenhovia emeryi, 1528 nucleotides. RefSeq names its product pyrroline-5-carboxylate reductase 1, mitochondrial (gene P5cr). The record is from RefSeq and is a predicted model, not a curated record. Gene Ontology annotation, biological process: L-proline biosynthetic process. Lineage: Eukaryota; Metazoa; Arthropoda; Insecta; Hymenoptera; Formicidae. The coding region runs from base 183 to 1028 and encodes 281 amino acids. The transcript is spliced from 6 exons. Gene Ontology annotation, molecular function: pyrroline-5-carboxylate reductase activity.